AUGUCUUUUCAACGAUCUGUUAGAGUUCAGUCAUUGAAUCAACCAUCGCCAUUGGCUGAGAGAAUAACUUAUGAAGAGCCUCUAACAAAUAAAACGGCUCAGAGCACCGUCACCUGCGUCUACCUAACCAAUGUUGCAGGAUAUUGGCGUAAUGUGACGGUGUUAUGGUGUAAGAACCUCAUGAACCAUUCCUUCAGCAUUAAGGUGGAUAGUCUAGAAGGCGAUUAUCAUUUCUCUUGCAAGAUUGACCUCAAGCCUUGGCAUUUUUGGAGCAAAAAAGGCUUUAAGUCAUUUGAGGUGGAAGGGAAUCAAGUGGAGGUCUACUGGGAUCUCCGUUCGGCUAAAUUUUCCGGCGGGCCUGAGCCGUUUGCGGAUUAUUAUGUUGCUCUAGUUUCAGAUGAAGAGGUGGUGUUGUUAUUGGGAGACUAUAAGAAAAAGGCAUAUAAGAGAACAAAAUCCAGGCCGGCCCUUGUUGAUGCUGUUCUAGUUUACAAGAAAGAAAACGUAUUCGCCAAGAGAAGCUUCUCUACAAGAGCUAAAUUGGACGAGAGAAAAGAACACGAAAUUGUUGUGGAGAGCUCGACAUCGGGACCUAGAGACCCCGAAAUGUGGAUAAGCAUUGAUGGGAUCGUGUUGAUUCACGUUCGGAAUUUACAAUGGAAGUUCAGAGGGAACCAGACCGUGCAAGUUAACAAGCACCCGGUGCAAGUGUUCUGGGAUGUACAUGACUGGCUAUUUAGUAGCCCUGGCCUGGGGCAUGGUUUGUUUAUAUUCAAGCCAGGCGCACCGGAUCAAUGUGACAGUAACAGCAGAGAAUGCAGCAGCCAUGGAGGAGGUGGUGAUAGCGAUGGAAGCUCCACUGGGUUUUAUUCUACUAAGAGUAAUCUAACAGCCUCCGAAUUCUGUCUUUUUCUUCAUGCUUGGAAAAUUGACUGACUAUUAA
Messenger RNA from Juglans regia (Persian walnut), 943 nucleotides. RefSeq lists its product as uncharacterized. The coding region runs from base 1 to 936 and encodes 311 amino acids. Lineage: Eukaryota; Viridiplantae; Streptophyta; Magnoliopsida; Fagales; Juglandaceae. The record is from RefSeq and is a predicted model, not a curated record. The transcript has a single exon.